AUGGCUGUCUCAGCACACACUGCGUCUAUGACCCAGGGAGGUCAGAGUCAGACGGCAGAGUGCUUAGAGAUUGGAGACGGCGCCAUCCUGAAUUCCGGAUACGCCGCAAGGUUCGGUUGCGGUCCAAACACGGACGGGCAGACAGAAUGGAUUUUGAACGAGACAUCCGCAAUUGCUGCAUGGUGGACAUCCGCGAUUUCCUCGAAUGUGCUCCUUUAUGGGUCAAAAGUGCUCGUAGAUCGUGUGAAAAUGCAGGCCAUUCUGACCAGCAAGGAAAGUGAUCUAAGCAAUAUCGAACUGAGAAUCCAGCGUCUCGAAAAGGUGUUGCACAUUGGACGUCACAAUGAUGAUGGAGAAGCAAUGGUGGAAAGCGAGUCGGAAACCGAAGGAUCGGACAUUGCAGCCGGAGAGCAAGACGAUGCUGAAAGUCUGUCAGAUUCUGGUGACGAAGCACAUAGCUCCUCCAUGGAUGUAUAG
This is a messenger RNA of Cylicocyclus nassatus, 477 nucleotides long. NCBI's taxonomy places the organism in Eukaryota, Metazoa, Nematoda, Chromadorea, Rhabditida, Strongylidae. The record is from the annotation of a GenBank genome assembly.